This is a messenger RNA of Lepus europaeus (European hare), 969 nucleotides long. Its product is annotated as putative olfactory receptor 56B2. The record is from RefSeq and is a predicted model, not a curated record. The transcript has 2 exons. NCBI's taxonomy places the organism in Eukaryota, Metazoa, Chordata, Mammalia, Lagomorpha, Leporidae. Gene Ontology annotation, biological process: G protein-coupled receptor signaling pathway. Bases 1 to 969 code for a protein of 322 amino acids. Gene Ontology annotation, cellular component: membrane. Gene Ontology annotation, molecular function: G protein-coupled receptor activity; olfactory receptor activity.
AUGCUGGUAAUGUUCCAGAAUCUCAGAGUUUCCAACAGCUCUAAACUCCAGGUCUCUGAGUUCAUCCUGAUGGGAUUCCCAGGCAUUCACAGCUGGCAGCACUGGCUCUCCCUGCCCUUGGCUCUGCUCUACCUCUUAGCUCUCAGUGCCAACAUCCUCAUCCUGACCAUCAUCAACAAAGAGGCAGCACUGCACCAGCCUAUGUACCAUUUCCUGGGCAUCCUGGCUGUGGUGGACAUGGGCCUGGCUACCACCAUCAUGCCUAAGAUUUUGGCCAUCCUCUGGUUUAAUGCCAAAACCAUCAGUCUGCCUGAGUGCUUUGCUCAGAUGUAUGCCAUCCACUGUUUUGUGGCCAUGGAGUCAGGCAUUUUUGUGUGCAUGGCCAUAGAUAGAUAUGUAGCCAUUUGUCUACCACUGCGGUACCCAUCCAUAGUUACUGACUAUUUUGUCAUCAAAGCAACCAUUUUCAUGGCUCUCAGAAGCAGCCUGUCUCCCAUCUCAGUGCCUGUCUUGGCUGCUCAGAGACACUACUGCUCCCAGAAUCAAAUUGAGCACUGUCUUUGUUCUAACCUUGGUGUUACUAGCCUAGCCUGCGAUGACAGGAAAAUCAACAGUAUCAACCAGCUUUUUCUGGCCUGGACAAUCAUGGGAAGUGACCUGGGUUUGAUUAUUUUAUCAUAUGCUUUGAUCCUUCGCUCUGUGUUGAAGCUGAAGUCAGCAGAAGCUGCAUCUAAGGCUAUCAGUACCUGCAUAUCCCAUCUCAUCCUAAUCUUUUUCUUUUAUACUGUCGUCAUUGUCCUGUCCAUCACUCAUAGCGCAACAAUGACAGUUCCCCUUGUCCCAGUGCUACUCAACGUGCUACACAAUGUCAUUCCCCCUGCCCUCAAUCCCAUGGUGUAUGCACUCAAGAAUAAAGAGCUCAGGCAGGGCUUGUAUAAUGUACUUAGUCUGGACAGUAAAUGUCACUAA